Pieris macdunnoughi is the source of this 1008-nucleotide messenger RNA. The record is from the annotation of a GenBank genome assembly. NCBI's taxonomy places the organism in Eukaryota, Metazoa, Arthropoda, Insecta, Lepidoptera, Pieridae.
AUGCUGGGGUCCCACAAGGCUGUGUUCUAUCCCCGACCCUAUUUCUUCUGCAUAUCAAUGAUAUGUUGCAACUUAGCAACAUUGAUUGCUAUGCGGAUGACAGCACUAGGGAUAUUCAUUACACUGGCCGUUGUUGAUGAGUACCGGAACAAACUUGUGUCUGAAGUCGAAACUCUACUACGUGGAGUCUCAGACUGGGGCAGACAAAACCUAGUCCAAUUUAACCCCAAGAAGACACAAGUUUGCGGGUUUUUCGCUAAAAAAACAGCCUUUGUCGCUACUCCUCUUUUCGAAAAUACUCUUCUUAAAGCCACAGCCAGCAUUGGAAUACUUGGCGUUGACAUAUCGCACGACGUUCAGUUUCGCGGUCACUUGGAGGGAAAGGCUAAAUUAGCCUCCAAAAAGCUUGGUGUGCUCAGCAAGGCGAGGCGGUACUUCACUCCGGGCCACCGCAUGCAACUAUAUAAAGCACAAAUUCGGCCCCAGAUGGAGUACUGCUCUCACCUCUGGGCGGGGGCUCCCCAGUACCAGCUCCUUCCACUUGACCGUAUACAACGCAGAGCGGUUCGAAUCGUCGCCGACCAAUCCCUCUCCGAGCGGCUUGAUCCUUUGGCGUUGCGUAGAGAUGUGGGGUCACUCUGCAUCUUCUACCGCAUUUACCAUGGAGAGUGUUCAGAGGAGUUGUUUGGAUUAAUACCUGCAGCUGAGUUUCAUCAUCGGACGUCGAGACAGAGUACGAAAUUCCACCCGUAUCACCUCGACAUCCGCCGUUCCACAACUGAGCGUUUUUCAAGGCAGUUUUUGCCGCGCACCACCACUAUGUGGAACCAGCUGCCCACCGAAGUAUUUCCGAACCAAUUCGACUUAGGGUCCUUCAAGAAAAGAGCGUACCAAUUCUUAAAAGGCCGGCAACGCACUCGCGAGCCCUCUGGCAUUGAGAGUGUCCAUGGGCGGCGGUAUCACUUAACAUCAAGUGAGCCUCCUGCCCGUUUGCACCCCGUUCUAUAA